UUCCGCAAGACGGCGCUACGACUGGGCGUCUUUGACACAUAACCUCACAAAAAGGCCAUUUUUUCCUCUGGCAGUGCGGAAACGUUUUCUCUUUGUUUUUCCGGUGAAAAACCCGAAAGUUUGAGUGUUUUGGCCAUCGGGCACCUUGCUAGUGGACAGCAGGAAGCAUGGCUGGUGGCGGAACGACCACAAAAGUUGUGCAAAUCACAAAUAUUGCACCCCAAGCGACCAAGGAUCAAAUGCAAAAUCUCUUUGGGAGCAUUGGGAAAAUCGAUGAUUUGCGCCUCUAUCCUACCAUCCGGGAUGUCUCGUGUCCAGUUGUUUCGAGAAUCUGCUAUGUGAAGUACCAGGAGAGCAGCAGUGUAGCUGUGGCUCAGCAUAUGACCAACACCGUCUUCAUCGACCGGGCAUUGAUUGUCAUUCCCGUGUACUCAGGCUUGAUUCCGGACGAAUACAAAGCCCUAGAGAUGUCCACGAGUGGUACUUUGGUCCCUGGACUGCAGUCUGCAGGAUCCAAGUUGCCACCUGAGUUGGUGAAUCGCAUCGAUGGGAUACCUCCGAGUCAGGUGAUUAUGACAACAGAUCCGAAGCUAGAGCUCAACAAACUGCCCCUCUAUCCGCCGCUUCCGGUGAAUUUUGACGCCAGGAAGAUCGAGGAGACCCGUAGGACCAUUAUGGUCAUUGAUAUAAGUUCCGAUUGGAAUAUUGAGGACCUCAUGGAGUUCUUCAGUCGCGCCGGGGAGGUCAAGUACGGCCGGAUUGCCGAAGUGGAGUACACACGGCAUGCUAUGAUUGAAUUCACUGAGCAAAAAUCCAUUAUUGAAGCAUUCAAGCUUCAUGGAGUUGAAUACAAGGGAUCUCCCUUGAGUGUCUACCACUCCACUCAGCCCAUCACGAAGCCCGAAACUAAGAGCAAUGAAGCGGCCCAGAAGGAGAUUGAGGAGGCCAUGUGCAUCGUCAAGGAGGCCCAGAACAUGAUCUCAGCUGCCAUUGAUCCAGUUAUUGGGAUGCUGUCCAAGGAUAAAGCUCCCAGUCGAUCCAGGCGCUCAAGAUCACGUUCCCGGGAACACCGUCACUCCCGCAGUCGCUCAAGGAAACGCUCGUCGUCAAGGAAGCGCUCCAAGUCCAGGAGACGAAGUCGCUCACGUUCUCGGUCGCGUUCUCGCUCCAGAACACGCUCGAAACGUUCUCGACGUCGCUCCAGCAGCAAAACAAAACGCUCCUCUUCGCGCUCCAGAAAGCGCUCCCGGUCCAGAUCCAAAAAGUCUCCGUCGAGACGCUCGAGAUCCCGGGAUCGUCGCAGGAAGUCCCGAUCGCGCCAUCGCAGUCGCUCUAAGUCCAAUUCAUCUCGACACAGUCGAUCACGCUCCCAUCGUCAUUCAUCGAGGGACAGGAAGACUUCAUCGAGAUCCCAUAGGCGUGAGGAGCGCAGCAGUAGACGCAGCAGGAGCCGAUCUAGGUCCAAGAGGAAAGAGUCCAGUCGCUCUUCGAGGCGUCGCCAUACACCUGAGCCAUCGUCCAAGAGAUCCUCAAAGGAUGAGAAGAUCCAGCGGGAUUACGAUGAUGAGGAGAAGAUUGGGCAGGAUGAUGCUCCUCCGCCGCCGGCUGAGUCAAAAAGGGAGCCUCGAACACCUUCACCUGAGAAAUCAGACAACAUGGACAUCUCUCCGUAGAUUCCCUAAUCUCUAUUCCCUGAAAAAUUGGGAGUUUUUAUUCAAUUUCUCUGUAGAAUGCACGGAAUAAAUUCAUUUGGCAAAUACACAAA
Messenger RNA from Phlebotomus papatasi, 1765 nucleotides. RefSeq names its product probable splicing factor, arginine/serine-rich 7 (gene Srp54). Gene Ontology annotation, molecular function: RNA binding. Lineage: Eukaryota; Metazoa; Arthropoda; Insecta; Diptera; Psychodidae. Gene Ontology annotation, cellular component: nucleoplasm. The coding region runs from base 168 to 1673 and encodes 501 amino acids. The record is from RefSeq and is a predicted model, not a curated record. The transcript has a single exon.